GUGCUUCUUCAGACCUAUUAAAAAAGUGUAAAGCAGUGCAAGACUAAUAAGUCUCCUCUAGUUUCUACUAUCAGCCUCAAUAGAUGGCGCAGGCAAAUAGCACUGGCAAAGAUAGUAGAUGGUCUCUUCAUGGAAUGACUGCUCUUGUCACUGGUGGAACCAAAGGAAUUGGGUACACUAUUGUGGAGGAAUUGGCGAGGCUAGGUGCAACUAUACAUACUUGUUCUCGUAAUGAAGUUCAGCUUAACGACUGCUUGAGUCAAUGGAAAAUGAAGGGUUUUGAGGUCACUGGUUCGGUAUGUGAUGUGGUCUCAAAAGCUCAACCAAAAGAGCUUAUAAACAAGGCCUCAUCACUAUUUUACGGCAAACUUAACAUCCUUAUAAACAACGUGGGAACUGCCGAACUAAAACCAUCAAUCGAGAGCACAACUGUGGCUAACCCGGUCCAUUUUAACACCUCUAUUUCAGGAGCAAUGGACCAGUUGGCAAAAAACUUAGCAUGUGAGUGGGCAAAAGACAACAUAAGGACCAACAGUGUUGCACCUUGGUUCAUCAAAACUCCCCUCACUGAGCUUCAUGCGCAUUCAUCUUCUCUAUGGUCUCUUCAUUACUUGCAGCUUCUGAGUAACCAAAAUUUUUUGGAGGCUGUCAACUCUCGAUGCCCUUUAGGACGGAUUGGAGAGCCAAAAGAGGUGUCCGCCUUGGUGGCAUUUCUAUAUGCUUCCCUGCAGCGUCUUACAUAA
This is a messenger RNA of Prunus avium (sweet cherry), 743 nucleotides long. Lineage: Eukaryota; Viridiplantae; Streptophyta; Magnoliopsida; Rosales; Rosaceae. The record is from RefSeq and is a predicted model, not a curated record.